AUGGCAGAAAUUACAGAAAUAUCUAAAUAUACUUUAGAUGUAAUUUCGGAUACUGCUACAAACAUCGGUUUGUCUUUUACAGAAAGUCAGAUAAAAGCCAUUGUUUUUGCAAUUAAUAGUGGGCACUCCGCAAAAAAAUUAAUAUCUGUUUUAACACUUGGAAUGUCAGAUGAAACAAAUAAUACAUCAAUACCAUUUAAUGAAAAUAAAUGA
Strongyloides ratti is the source of this 213-nucleotide messenger RNA. RefSeq lists its product as hypothetical. The transcript is spliced from 2 exons. The record is from RefSeq and is a predicted model, not a curated record. The coding region runs from base 1 to 213 and encodes 70 amino acids. NCBI's taxonomy places the organism in Eukaryota, Metazoa, Nematoda, Chromadorea, Rhabditida, Strongyloididae.